UUUCUGCGGCUACAAGGGGAACGUUGUUUAGGAGACACGGAAUGUUUUUAGUGCUGCACUCUGAGCUGUCAGUGUAAAGGUUUUCUGCGAGAGUACAGCCCAGGAGGAUGGCCCAGAUGGACAGCAGGGUGCUGGUUCUGAGCGUGCUGGCUGGGGCGGCCGGCGUCAGCCUGGUGUGGUACCGGAGCCGGAGGGGCCGGCUGUGGCUGAGCUCCGGCGACGAGUGGCGGGACGCGGGCGGCGGCGCGGGGGCGGCCCUGGCUCUGCAGGCCCGGCAGGCGGAGGUGGCGGACCGGCUCGGGGCCCUGAUCCAGUGCGUGUCGGAGCUGAAGGACGAGGUGCGGGCGCUGAAGGACGCCCUCCCGCGCCUCCAGGAGCAGGUGCGGACCGAGCUGCGGGGGCGGGGCGCCGAGGGGGCGCACAGGACCCCCCGCAGGAAGAGGGCCGAAGGGACCGCCCGGGCAGAGGGGCACAGCUCAGAGGAGGGGGCGGAGAGCGAGGGAGGGUAUGUGACGGCCCACACCGACACGGAGGAGGAGGAGGAGGAGCUUGGCGAAGUGGGCGGGGAAAAUGCGGCACGCAUCGCGGAGGAGAAGGAUGACCUGGCGGUACUGCUGGAGCGCGCGGACAGCUUGUUCAAGGGCUCUGAGUCCGAGAAGAAGGAGGGGCUCGUGGUGCUGCUGGAAAAGAAGGAGGAGUUUGGGCUGAAGACGCCGUUUCUAUGGCGACUGAUGCGGGCCUACGUGGACGCACACGACUUGGCCACUGACGUUGGGGACAAGAAGAGCCACGCGGCGGCCGGUAAAAUGGUGGGUGAGGAGGCCAUCACGCUGAACCCCAUGUGUGCGGAGAGCCAUCAGUGGUACGCCAUACUAUGUGGGCUCCUGUCGGAGUACGAGAGCGUGCAGAAUAAGAUAAAGAACGGCUAUCUCUUCAAGGAUCAUCUGGAUAAAGCGAUCGAGCUGAAGCCGCAGGACCCCCUCUCUUACUACCUCCUGGGCCGCUGGUGCUACGCUGUUGCUCAGCUGUCGUGGAUCGAGAGGAAAGUCGCCGCGACCCUGUUUGGAGAGCCACCCAGCGCCAGCGUCCAUGACGCUCUCAAGAACUUCCUGAAGGUAGAGGAAAUCCACCCAAAGUAUUCCAAAUGCAACUAUGUGUUUUUAGCCAAGUGUUACAAAGACCUGGGUCAAAAGAGACAGGCCUUGGAAAUGUGUAACGCGGCGAUGUCCAUGUGCACCGUCUCCAAGGAGGAUGAGGAGGCCCAGAAUGAGCUCAGCUCUCUCCUUCCGUCACUUAGUGCAUAAGGACACUGUUCCCCCCUGUGGGAGGGGCAACCCCCCCCCCCACCAGCAAUUUCGGGACCUUUACUGGACACUACAUAUCUUUCAGUGUCUUUUUUAGAGCAUUACCUUUCUUUUUUUAACGGUUUUACAGUGGGCCCUUCUGGAGCAGGUGCUCUGUGUACAGGGCUGGAGAGCGCUGGUUAGCGAAUGCAGGAUGGAUAAGGGUGGACGCAGUGCUCUGGUAUGCUCGGGGGGGGCAUCCUUUAAGAUCUGUUGCUGCUGGAGGAAACACUACCACGCUUCUCUGGUGUCAUUGGCAUGGUCAUUCCAGUUCGGCCGGAUCAUCCCUACAGUCUGCUGGCGUUUCAGGCUGGGAACUGGUGCCGUGGUUCGUUCCCAUUUACAGCGUCCACAAAAGACAGAAGGACAGAAAGAACCAGAGAAAGAGAUUGGCUCCAUACCAUCUGGUGUUAUCUCCGACUCCUGGCACAAUGGCCUCCUGUUUCUGGUUCUUCUCCCCAGAGCAUCCUAAAGGAGGCCGGGGGUUGGUGUUGGCUUGUGAAAUUCUUCCCCUCCUUCCCUUCACCUUCCACUGUUGUCAUUUGAGUUUUUUUGUUUGGUUUUUUGUUUGUUUUGUUUGUUUUUUUCCAGUGAGCCCAUUUGGCUGCUAGACAGCCCUUUUAGGGACAGUCUGUGUGGUACUUCAGAUCAGAGGUGUGUUGCAGCUCACCUUUAACAGCUGAUGUUUUAUUUCCCCUGCACUGUUUGUGAGCUGUUGGGCCGGCAUCCCCAUAUAAAGCUUGGUUGAUGUGAGUUUUAUGUCUGAGGCGAGCUGAAGGGGGGGAGAAUGUAGCACAAAUACUCAGCUCAUUACAUUCACCAGGAAUUCUGGCCUAUCACAAGGAGGUGAUUUAUUUUAUUUUUUAUUCCUCCCGCCCAGACAGACAGGGAAUCAUUGAUGUUUUAAAUUUAUGACAGAAGUCAAACAUCAGCAGCCUAUACUGUAUAGAAAGAAAGAUCAGAGGCACUGAUACGCUCCCCUUCAGAGUUUACUUUUAUGAAAGGAUCAUGUUUCCUGGAUUUGAGUCAUGCAGCAAGUAUAAGUAGCUGUGUUGUCCAGAUUUUUAUGAAUGUUUUUAAAUAUUUUAAAUUAGGGUUUUUAGGGGAAUUAUGUCUGAAAUUUUUAGUAACCUUACACCUGCUGGUCUGUCUGUUGAAUUGUGUUGCACGGGGAGGGGUGGUUUUAAUGGAUUACCAUUUUGUCAUUAUUGUUUGUACUGAUAUCCUGUAAUUCAUUCUUAUUGAGACCAAUUACUUUACUGUUCUGAAAUCCAAUGGGUGAAAUACUUGAAGGUUUAACAUUUUAUGUUAAAGUUCAUGAAUGUACAUAGUUUUCGUAUUUUAGGGGUAUGCACACUCAUGUAAAUGAACUUGUAAAUUACAAAGUACUUAUAGCCCUAUAUCUCAAAACUUUAUAUCUUUAAAACCAAAACUUUUCUUUAAAAAGCAUUCAUGCUGCAAUAAAGCUCACAUUGCACAAUUA
Messenger RNA from Anguilla rostrata (American eel), 2826 nucleotides. Its product is annotated as regulator of microtubule dynamics protein 2. Bases 108 to 1304 code for a protein of 398 amino acids. The transcript is spliced from 11 exons. Gene Ontology annotation, cellular component: cytoplasm; mitotic spindle pole; spindle microtubule. NCBI's taxonomy places the organism in Eukaryota, Metazoa, Chordata, Actinopteri, Anguilliformes, Anguillidae. Gene Ontology annotation, molecular function: microtubule binding. The record is from RefSeq and is a predicted model, not a curated record.